UGUAAUGCGAGUUCCUCUCCAAUUUAUAUUGAUUUCCACUCGUUGGGUAUUCUCCAAAAUUUCAAGCCCACGAGUCGGGGAGAGUAUUAAAGUACUGAAAUAAUUAAAUUUAACGUAAACUAUCAACUUAAAUUUUUGGGUUGAUUGGUGAUUUACUCUUCAAGAUUUUGGGUUCAAACCCCUUUGUGAAAAGCUUAACAGUUUAGUCCUUGUGAUCCUGUUAAGCGGACUUUAGGAUGAACAAAACCUACCAUAGAGUAGGACCUUGAUGAUUAAAAGUGUGAGAACUCACAACGAUUAGAGAGGGGAACGAAGCAUUCCUUAUAAGGGUGUGGAAACUUCUCCAUAGAAAACGCAUUUUAAAACCGGGGUGUUACAAAAAGAUAUAGACAUAGAAAAAGUAACUCUUUGAUAUUCUCUAUGGAUUAUAGGCUAGAUACCUAAGUUAGUAACUAGCAUGGUGGAGGAAAGCCUAACACAAAGAGUAUUGAACCUUAAUAAAAGCAUUGAGUGUAGGCUUAAUACUGAACACCGCUUCUCAAUAUGAAAUCAAUGACUUAAAAGAUAGACGCCGAGAGAACAAGACUAAUAUACUGCGUUGCGAAGAGAGAUCGAAUAUGCACUGGAUGCAAAACUCACAACUUAGUUCACACAUAUGAAGGACAUGGCAAAGAAAAUUCUAGAAAGAGUAAUCUGGAGAUUUUAUCCACACACAUAUACAUAGUGCACUAAAUAAAGUUCAUUUUAUGUAAUAAUCAAAUAAUCAAAUAUAAUCCAUUUUGGUAUGAAAGCUGGUUUCUUACCAAAUAUUUAUAAUCAAAUUCUUUAAGGAAUAUUUGUUUAUAGGAAUUGGAGCAUAUAUUAAUUCUAGCAAGUGGGGUGCCUUAGCCACUAUGGGGCCCAAAACCAUUCAUGAGAUCAGUGAUCACUCAGUGACAGAAAGUUAAGUGAAUAAUUGAAAGCACUAUCAAAUUAAACAUUAGUGUCUUAAUCACAUUAUUCUUUUUCCUUAAACAUGUAUGAAUGAAGUGGGUUCACGAUUCUAACCAUGUUUUUAUACCUAAUAGAUUCCAACGAGCUUGAAAGGUUUCAGAAAGAAGAGAUGUGUCAUAUGCUUUAUGCAUUUUACUUCCUAUAAAAGCAGAACAAAUAUGAGACAUUAAAGAAAUUAUAGCAACACACCUGUUCAUCUUGCAGCUUCAGCAUCCUUCAGCAUCAGGAUGAAUCCCCAAGUUAGCCAAUGGUGUGUCUCAGCCAAGCCUUUUUUUGCUGUGGUGUUCUUGCAGUUUGGGCUUGCAGGAAUGGACAUCCUGUCUAAAGCAGCUCUGAACCAAGGAAUGAGCAACUAUGUUCUUGUUGUUUACCGCCAUGCAGUUGCCACAAUUGUUAUAGCUCCUUUUGCAUUGAUUUUUGACAAGAAGGUCAGACCAAAGAUGACAAUUCCAAUCUUCGCCAAGUUAAUGAUCCUCAGCUUGCUAGAGCCUGUGAUUGAUCAGAACUUAUAUUUCUUGGGAAUGAAGUACACAACAGCAACUUUUGCAGCUGCCAUGUGCAAUAUUCUCCCUGCCAUCACCUUUGUAAUGGCUUGGAUCCUCAGGCUAGAGAAGGUUAAAAUCAAAAGCAUCAGAAGCCAAGCUAAAUUGGUGGGAACAAUAGCAACAGUAGGAGGAGCCAUGAUAAUGACACUGAUAAAAGGCCCAAUUCUGGAGCUAUUCUGGGUGAAACAGAGAGCAGAUCAUGCACAACAAAGGAGCGAUAUCAGCCUUCAACACACAAUCAAAGGUUCAAUUAUGAUCACAAUUGGGUGUUUCAGCUGGGCCUGCUUCAUGAUUCUUCAGGCAAUCACUUUGAAAGCUUACCCAGCUGAGCUUUCUCUCACGGCUUGGAUCUGCCUGCUGGGCACAGCGGAGGGCACUGUGUUGGCUUUGGUGAUGGAAAGAGGAAACGCCGCCGUUUGGUCCAUUGGUUGGGGAACCCAAUUGCUCGCUGCCGUUUAUAGUGGGAUAUUUUGUUCAGGACUUGCUUAUUACAUUCAAGGAUUAGUGAUGAAAGACAAAGGUCCUGUGUUUGUCACUGCCUUUAGCCCAUUGAGUAUGGUCAUCGUCGCUAUCAUGAGCUCCUUCAUUUUGGGCGAACGUCUUUACUUUGGCAGGAUUGUUGGAGCUGGGGUGAUAAUUGUGGGACUGUACCUUGUUGUUUGGGGGAAAAAUAAAGAUGGGAAUUCCUCAAAUGAAGACUUGAAAUUGCCCAUCAAACAAACAACAGAAAUGGAAGAAAGUUCAUCAUCAGUUCAAGAACUUAAUUCUGUUGAUUCAAACAAUGAGCAAAAAUCAUGAAAUUGGAACCCAAAACCUUAUGAAUCAUCUUUGAUUUCCUGAAUUUUUCUGAAUAAUUUUCGGAAAAUUAGGGUUUUUUAUUAGGGUUCUUCGGGUCGGGUGUAAUGUUAUGGAAAGAUAACGAUGAAUGUAAAACAAACUUUGGUAUUUAAUA
Messenger RNA from Cucurbita pepo subsp. pepo (vegetable marrow), 2490 nucleotides. RefSeq names its product WAT1-related protein At2g37460. The record is from RefSeq and is a predicted model, not a curated record. Gene Ontology annotation, molecular function: transmembrane transporter activity. Lineage: Eukaryota; Viridiplantae; Streptophyta; Magnoliopsida; Cucurbitales; Cucurbitaceae. Gene Ontology annotation, cellular component: membrane.